Molecule: messenger RNA, 621 nt
Organism: Nylanderia fulva
Lineage: Eukaryota; Metazoa; Arthropoda; Insecta; Hymenoptera; Formicidae
Source: RefSeq, a predicted model, not a curated record
AUGGCACCGAUAACAUCCUUACCAGAAGAAUUGAUACCCAUCAUUCUCGGUUACAAGGAUAUCACCAUCGAGGAUAUCAUUAAUUUCCGAUGCGUCUGCAAACAAUUUCGUUAUGCAGCUAGCUAUUCAAAUUAUAUGGAAAUGAAAUUUUCUCAAAGAAGAACUGGUUGCGAUUUAACCGAAAGAUACUAUCACGAGAAACUAUUUACGCCCAUAAGGAAAUCUGAUAUACAAAUAAGCUUGCUCAAUUUUAUUACUUUACCUGACAGAGCGCAGCUUAUGGAAUGGAUUGCCUUUAAUGUAGCACAAACUUUACAAAUCCAAAAGGAUGUAACGUACGCUUACGUAGUAGAAUCUUUGGAUAAUAUCGCAUUAGAGGUACAAAAUUAUCUGAAAAAAGAGCAUCCAGAUCAUUCGAUAUUUUCGACGCCCGCUGAAACUUUUUCUUAUUGGAAAAACAAUAAUAUAGGCGAUAAUCACUGGAACGAAGCGGAAGGAAUUCAGAUUAUCGAUGCACUCGAUGAAUACAUAUUUGGCAAAUUAAAUUUCCGACCGUGCAAAGUGAACGAUACAAAUCUGGAAUACAUGUGUAUAGAUAAUUAUCUAAUGUUAAUAGCUUAG